This is a messenger RNA of Culex pipiens pallens (northern house mosquito), 2440 nucleotides long. RefSeq names its product ubiquitin-conjugating enzyme E2Q-like protein 1. The record is from RefSeq and is a predicted model, not a curated record. NCBI's taxonomy places the organism in Eukaryota, Metazoa, Arthropoda, Insecta, Diptera, Culicidae. The coding region runs from base 803 to 1717 and encodes 304 amino acids. The transcript has 5 exons.
CGGAGAUCAAUCUGCCUGACAAUCUUAUCAGCUCAUUUUUGGAAGCUCGUGGAAAUCUUGGAACUCUCAAAUCCAGCCAGCAUUCAGCCGAGUCUGCUGCUGGGGGACGACAAAAUCAAAUAAAACCAACCCAAGGCGGAAGGAAAACUUUUCACUGCUGGUCGGUUGAUCGGGAAAAAGUUUUCGCUUGAAGGUGGAGUAGAAUUCGUCGUGACAAAAGUUUUCCUCGCCAGAGUUGUGUCGGCCCACGUGACAACUGAUCCCAAAUCCGUGGCAGCGAGGGUGGUUCUGGAAGGAAAAAGUUUUCGUCCUUUUUUUUUGUUGAGGAAACUUCCUGAAAGAGACAACUAGGCCGAAUGGAUAACCGAGUUCUUUGUGGAGUGAAUUGAUUUGUCCUUCGUCAAGUCCAUUAAAUUGAGAACAUUCGCCCACUUGAACACGUGCAAAAAGGCUCAACCUUAUUAGACGGAUCCCACCAAAGUCCUUGAAAAGCAAAAGAAACAUCCCACAGCAUGGCCAAAAGGGUCCAAAACGAGCCAACAAACCAAUAAACACCGUCGUCAACGUGGGUUCGGAAAUCUGGUGGUGACCACCUGGCACUGGCAGCGACCUUCAUCCCCCGGGGCAGAUGGUGUUCGCCACAGAACCGCCAAGAACCGAUAAAAACAGAAGGAAAAACGUUGGCCGGCGGAAACGAACCCGGAAAGGCAGAUUUUGAGAGGCAAAACAAAAAAAGAAGAAGGUCGUCAAAAUCAACCACGUGUGCAUCCUUAACCUUAACCGUAACCUAAAAAAAACGAAAAUGUCCUCCCGGUCGAAGGACAAGAUGGCCGCGGCCAUCCGGAAGUUCUUCAAGAGUCCGGACAAGAAGGAAAAGGCGGCCCAAAAAGACAAAGGUGGUGACGGGGCGGCGAGUGGACCGGCGGGGGAUCCGAUGGUGCUGGCGGUGGCCGGAGCCAUUGUCCCCAGUGGGAGUGGGGUGGGGAGUGCAGCCGGAGGAGGGGGAGGCGUAGGAGGAAGCGGUAGUAGUAGUAAUCACCAUUCACAUCAUCAUUACGGGGGUGGAGGAGCGGGAAGUGGGAGUGGGAGUGGAAACGCGAGCAGUAAAACGAACGGAACCGAUAGUCCGAUGCGGAGGUUGCGAUGCUCCGUCGCGCCCAGCACCACCAGCUUAGUUCCUAUAACGAAGCCACUGGACACGACGAUUCGGUCCAGACGACUGAUGAAAGAACUCAAAGAAAUCGAGCGGUUGCAGCACUCCCGGGCAGAACCUUACUUCACAGUCGAACUCGUCAACGACAACCUGUACGAGUGGCACGCGCGCCUUUACCGGCUCGAUCCGGACUCGCCGCUGGCGGAAGAUCUGGUCGAGCUGGGCAUCCCGUUUAUCUUGCUGCACCUGGUGUUUCCGGACAACUUUCCCUUCGCGCCACCCUUUAUGCGCGUCGUCGAACCGCGGAUUGAGAAGGGCUUCGUGAUGGAGGGCGGGGCCAUCUGUAUGGAGCUGUUGACGCCCCGGGGCUGGGCCAGUGCGUACACCGUCGAAGCCGUCCUGAUGCAAUUUGCGGCCAGCCUCGUCAAGGGGCAGGGGCGCGUCUCGCGGAAACCCAAAGCCGCCAAGGAGUUUAGCAGGCGAACCGCCGAGGAAGCCUUCCGGUCACUAGUCAAAACGCACGAAAAGUACGGCUGGGUGACGCCCGCGAUGAACGAUGGUUAGACAGGCUCAGCAGAUUUGUGGGUGGUGCUCAAUAGCUCAAUCUGUACUCAAUUUGAACAGCAGGAAACAAAACUCCUAAAUUAGCGUUAAAUGAGAGGAGAAAUGCGCGCACGCGAGAGAUCGUUACGGAAUUUAUAUUAGUCUUUUAAGUGUUCACAACUACACCGGCACACACACACAGACACAUUCACUAAGAACUCGCCAUUUUAAAAGCCGAUUGACGAUUGUUGUUCAACCGAAACAAAUGAAUUUAUAUUUUACUUUUUGUGAUAAAAUGAAACGUUUAGAUUUUAAAGUGAACAACAGAUAAAACAGUGCUCAGCCAAAAUAAUGAUCUCGUUCAAAAAUUCCGACCUUUAUUGACAUUUUAAGUAAUUUAAGCAUUUUUUCAGAAAAUCGAAAUGAUUUAAUGAAAAAGUGCUAAAAUUUUUAAACAUUCAGUCAACAGAUUUAUAGAUAAAAUUGUGAUUACAAACUGUUGAACGAUUAGGAAAUCACAGUCUAAAAAAACUUAAAUCUAGUUUCUCAUCGGCGCUUUAUCAAAUCACUCACAUUUAGAUUCGUUUAGAACGCAAAAAAAAUCUAGACCACAUCUCUUGCAUACACCUGGGUGUGUAGAAUACGUGCUUAUAGCUAUUUACCAAUUGAUAAACUGUGUACUACUACUACCUUACUAGUGUAAAUUCGUCAAAACUCAGUGUAGAGCAUUAUCGGAUAGAGAAA